AUGGCCGAGCACAUUUCCGAACUUUGCACGCUCUUGGUCGACGACCUUUACGGCGAGCUUUCUUCACGAGUAUUCUCCACCCUCGCGAAGCUCGGGCGCCUCACCAUCCGCGGGAUAGUAAAAAACUUGGACCUGACCGCCCGCGACAUAAAACAUGGGCUUGCCGUGCUCAUCCAGCAGAAUCUCGUUCUGCAUUACACCACCGAAGAGGAAAUCUACUAUCAGCCCCAUUGGGAACAGGCCUACGCGCUGGUGCGCGCGGGUAAAAUCGUAAAGAUGGUUGAGGAUAGAUUUGGGGAGUCUGCUGGAGGAUUGGUAUCGAACCUGCUGCUCCUUGGCCAUGCCAAAAUCAGCGACUUGGCCGAUGCCUAUGGAGUUUCCUCGAAGGCUGGCGGCGUCGAUUCAGAAGGCUUGCAUGUCAAUGGAAAUGGCAUUGUGAACGGAGAUGAUGCCAGUGUGGGCGCCGACAAGAACCAAAUCCACAUUAAAUCCCUCGACGAUCUCCACCGGAUUUUGCGCCAGCUUCUCGAUGCCGGUUUCGUCAUUCCAGUCCGCCGCCGGCAUUUUCAUCCUACCUCGGACCUCCGCAACGAAGCCGAACGUCUAGUCAAAGCUACUGUCUUCAAUGGAUCAGUGAAGGGCAAACAGAUUGCUGAGAUGGAAGUUGAGGUCAACAAGUUGUUGAAAAAAUGGAGGGAUGAGGAAGAGGACGAAGAGGAGCAGGCCGGCGGGAUUUCCGCUGGCAUGAAGCGUGGAAGGGAUGAUAAUAAUCCACAGGCUCGCAAGCGCGUCAAAGUGAACGCCAGGCUUCCGAACGGGUCCAACUCUGUUGCUGCUGCGAAUGCCAUUCCCUUGGAUGACGACCUUGUUGUCGCCGUUAGCCAAGAUAAGUGCACAGUCGCACUCCGAACCGAGCAACUCGUCGACUACGCCAGCCGCUAUCUCGGGGAAACCACUUCCAAGGUCUAUGAGGCUUUGCUCAGACAGAUGGAGAAAAAGGUGCACCGUUGCAAUGAUCCGUUCGACCAAGCGCCGAGCGAAGAUGACGAGGCCGACUCCCUUCCGUCCGUGACUGCUCGCGAGGUGCUAGAGCUUGUCGAUCCAAACCUCGACCUUGCUGCUGGAAUCGGAAGCCAGGAGACCCAGAUGAACGGCGAUUCCCACGAUAGUGGGGAUGAGGAAGCCGCUUCGGGCAGCCGCUUGAAUCUUGUUAAACUUCACUGCUCCCUGCUUUUUGAGGACCCGCGGCGCUUCGUGCGGUGGGUGGGUUCACGCGGUGGUGGUGAAUACAAGGUGGAUUUCCGGCCUCUGACCAAUUCGCUUAUUCAGCACGAACUGGAGGCUACUGUGCUUGCUCGUUGGGGUCCGCUCGCCGCUAGGAUCAUCCGUAUCCUUCAUGCUAAAGGAAAGCUUGACGAGAAACAGGUCUCCACCACUGGUCUCAUGCGCACCAAGGAGAUUCGGGCUGCUCUGACCGCUAUGCAAGAAGCUGGUGUUGUCGAUACACAGGAAGUGCCCAAGGACAACACGCGCGCUCCCAGCAGGACCAUGUAUUUCUGGUUCUUUGACCAGGAUCGAUGCCGACAGCUUAUUCUUACCGACACAUUCAAAGCCAUGGCGCGCAUUCUCCAGAGGAUCAGAGUAGAGCGAGCUAAAGUACAAGCACUGAGGACAUGGCGGGAAGCGGAGGAGAAACUUCUGGUGCAGUUGGGACGGCAGGACGAUCUUAUCGCCAUCUUGCGUGACUUCAGGAUGCCGCCCAUCCCGAAGUCCUCUUGGAACGACAACUAA
Lasiodiplodia theobromae is the source of this 1791-nucleotide messenger RNA. Its product is annotated as RNA polymerase iii subunit rpc82. The record is from RefSeq and is a predicted model, not a curated record. Lineage: Eukaryota; Fungi; Ascomycota; Dothideomycetes; Botryosphaeriales; Botryosphaeriaceae. Bases 1 to 1791 code for a protein of 596 amino acids. Gene Ontology annotation, cellular component: RNA polymerase III complex. Gene Ontology annotation, molecular function: single-stranded DNA binding. The transcript is spliced from 6 exons. Gene Ontology annotation, biological process: DNA-templated transcription.